UUUACAGGUCCAAGCCUUGCUCUUUUAAAAUGUUCAUUGAAAGAAAAGUGAUCGGUAAUUCUUCUGACCAGCUUUCUUGACGAUCCAUCAAACGGAAGCUCAGUACCUCACUCUCUUUUGCUCUUAUACCUCGAACAUAGCUUCCAUGGCGCCUUCCUCAUCUACCUUUCUUUCUGGCUCCCUCUGUUCUUCGACGUACGAUGUGUUUUUGAGCUUCAAAAAUGAAGAUAACCACAAGAAUUUUGUUGGUCAACUCUGUACACGCUUGAGCUUUGCAGGAGUGUACGCUAUUAGAAGUGAUGAAAAACUUGAAGUUCUUGAACCCAUUGAAGAAUCGAGAUCUUUUGUUGUUCUUCUCUCGGAAAACUAUGUUUCUUCUACUCAGUGCUUGGAUGAACUUGUAAAGAUCAUCGAUUGCUGGGAGACAAUGGGAAAAAUGGCUGUACCCAUUUUCUAUAAUGUGGAUCCAAUCGAUGUGAGAGAUCAAAAAGGCAAAGUGGCAGAAGCUUUUGUAAAGCAUGAAGAAGAUUUCAGGGAGUACAUGGAGAAGGUGCAGAGGUGGAAAGAUGCUCUAACAAAAGUGGCCUCAAUUUGUGGGUGGGAUUCACAUCAAUGGGAGGACAAAAUCUUGAUAGAACAAAUUGCAAGAGAUAUUUCGGACAAAUUAAUUUAUGCAUCAUCUGGCAAUGCUGGUGACUUUGUUGGAAUGGGUUCUCACAUUAUAGAAAUGGAAAGGAUAUUAUGUUUGGAGUCAAAGGCUGUCCAUAUGGUAGGAAUCUGGGGUAUGGGCGGCAUAGGUAAAACAACGAUUGCUAGGGUUAUUUAUGAUAGAAUUUGUAGCAAGUUUGAGGUUCACUGUUUUCUUGCAAACGUUAAAGAAUCUUUCAAAGAACAUGGUGCCGCUUCUUUACUGCAGAAACUCCUAUUGGAAAAAAGGAAAAUAAAUACUUGGACUUUCAAUGCCAAUUUUAAUGUGAUAAAGAGAAGGCUAUGUCACAAAAAGGUGCUUCUUGUUCUUGAUGAUGUGGAUGAUAUGAAGCAAUUAGAAGCAUUGGCCAGGGAGUCUGAUUGGUUUGGUCAAGGAAGUAGGAUCAUCGUAACUGCGCGUGACAAACAUUUGCUAGUUACACAUGGAGUGAAGGACAUAUAUGAGGUUCAGUGCCUAAAGACUGAUCAAGCCCUUCAGCUCUUUAGUCAGCAUGCAUUCAAGCAAAAUAAUCCAAAAAUAGACUAUGCAGAGCUCUCAAAACAUUUUACAUCUUUUGCCACAGGUCUUCCUUUGGCCCUAAAGGUUUUGGGCUCUUUUCUCAAUGAUAAAACCAUGGUUAAGUGGCAAAGUGUGCAAAAGGAACUAGCAAUGAUUCCUGACUUGAAAAUUCAUGAUGUGUUGAGAGUAAGUUUUGAUGGACUUGAUGAUACGCAAAGAGAUGUAUUUCUUGAUAUUGCAUGCUUUUUCAGUGGAGAGAACAAAGAAUUUGUGAGAGAUAUUUUGGAAGGCUGUGGCUUCUUCCCUGAUAUAGCAUUUGCAGUUCUUGAGGACAAAGCUCUUAUAACUGUUGCAGAAAAUAAUUUGUUGAUGCAUGAUUUGCUGCAAGAAAUGGGCCAUGAAAUUGUAAAAGAAGAAUCUAAAGAUCCUGGCAAACGUAGUAGGUUGUGGAUUCCUGAUGAUGUUUUCCAAGUACUGACCAAAAACCUGGGGACGAAAGUAGUUGAAGGCAUAGUUCUUAAUAUGUCAAAAAUAAGAGAAAUGCACCUGAAUUCUGAAGCCUUUGCUAAGAUGCAUAGUCUUAGAUUGCUCAAAUUCUACAGUACCAGUGCAAAAUCUAUAAGUACAGUGCACCUACCUGAUCAAGGUCUCCAUUCGCUUUCUAAUAAGCUACGACUACUCCAUUGGGAAUGUUUCCCUUCAAAAUCUCUUCCAUCUAGCUUUCAUGCAGAAAAACUUGUGGAGCUUAGCUUGGUUGCUAGCAAUGUAGAACAACUCUGGACUGGAAUGCAGGAUCUUGUGAAUUUAAAACGGAUUGACCUGAGUUACUCCAGGUAUUUGACUACAAUCCCAGACCUAUCGAAAGCCCAAAAUCUUGAGAGGAUGGAACUUUGGACCUGCCAAAAUUUGGUCGAGCUUUCCUCUUCUGUUCGAUGUCUUAACAAGCUUGUCUACCUAAAUAUGAGUGAUUGCAAAAAUCUAAGGAGUCUCUGGGGUGGGAUUAAUCUGAAAUCUCUCAAGGCUCUUAUUCUCACUAGCUGUUCAAACCUUACUGAAUUUCCUGAGAUCUCAGGAGAUGUUCAAUUUAUUUGUUUUAGUGGUACAGCAAUAGAAGAACUCCCACAGUCAAUUGGAUCUCUUCCUACUCUUGCUAAUUUGUCCCUAAAAAACUGCACAAGGCUCAAGAAACUUCCAAGCAGCAUUGCUAAUUUAACAUCUCUUAGUCAGUUGUUUCUCUCUGGAUGCUUAAAUAUCACAAAGAUUCCAGAUAUCCCUAAAAAUGUGGAAUGUUUAGACUUGAGUGGUACUGCAAUUGAAGAAGUGCCCUCAACGAUUUUCACACUCCCAAGACUUUCUGCAUUAAAUCUGUCGAACUGCAAAAGGCUUAAAAGUUACCCAGAUAGCAUGUGCGGGUUGGGAUGCCUUAAGACACUGUCUCUUGCUGGCUGCUCAGAACUUGAGGGUUUCCAUAACUUGAAAUCUCUGCCAUGUCUACAAAGCCUAGAUUUAAGCAGCUGUGAUCUGUCAGAUUUCCCUAGCAACCUGAGUGAUUUAUCCUCAUUGGAGGAUUUGGAUCUAAGCAAAAACAAUUUUCAGAGCCUACCUGCAAGCAUAAAAAAUCUAUCAAAACUGAAAUUACUGAACCUAAGCCAUUGCAACAGGCUUAUGUGUAUGCUAGAGAUUCCCCCAUGCAUAAAAAUUCUAAAGGCAUGUCACUGCACAUCAUUGGAAAUUGUACCGCGCAUAAAAAGUUUAUGGGAGCCAAACAUUGACUGUUGGGAUUUUGCUAAUUGCUCCACAUUAAAUCAAACGGAAACCAACAACUUAGUGGAAGAUGCUCAAGCGGUCAUUCUGCAUAUGGCAACUGCCUCAAAGCAAGUCCAUGAAAAUAAGGGCCAUCAGAUUCAGUUCCGCUUUCCAGGAGGUGAAAUUCCCAAAUGGAUCUGUAAUAAAGAUACAGGAUCAUCAUUAACAUUAAUGCUGUCAUCAAAUGGUCGUCGGCUCAUGGGCAUUUCUUUUUGUGUUGUCAUUAGCUGUGAAAUCCGCUCUGCGGUCAGACAUGUUUCUUGCAAGUGUCAUUUGAAAGCUGCAAAAGGUGGACUUGAUGAUCAUAUUUUCACAUCACAUUACUGGUUAGGAAAUAAAGAAGACAUGAUCCUUGAUUCAGAUAAUAUUUUCCUAUGGUUUAACUCCUGGGAAACGAACUCAGCCAAAGGAGAUGGUCAGUUCAAUGGAUAUUAUCAGGCUUCAUUUGAAUUUUUUGCUUCAGAUCAUUCAAAGAAGAUCAUCAACAUGAAAAAUUGCGGCGUCCAUCUACUCUAUAGUGAAGACACAAAUGAAACUCUAGUGAGCAGUGCUAACAAGAAUUCUACUGCUUUAAGCCAACUAAUGAUGGAAGAUACUAACAAAAAGAGAGGCCACCUUGAUGAUGAUUGCUUUACUGGUAGCAAGUCCUGUGAAAGUGGGAGAUCUAGCAAGAGAAUUAGAAGAUGUUCUGCUUAGUUCACUGCAUGUUCAGAUUAUAUUUCAUCAUGAUCAACUCGGAUUUAGAUUCUGUAAGUUGUUUAAGAUUUUUUUUUUUAAUUUAUUUAUAUGGGGU
Molecule: messenger RNA, 3806 nt
Organism: Manihot esculenta (cassava)
Lineage: Eukaryota; Viridiplantae; Streptophyta; Magnoliopsida; Malpighiales; Euphorbiaceae
Product: disease resistance protein RPV1
Exons: 5
Coding region: 146-3709 (1187 amino acids)
Biological process (GO): signal transduction; defense response
Molecular function (GO): ADP binding; protein binding
Source: RefSeq, a predicted model, not a curated record